AUGUCCUCUGGACGCCCACGACCCUUGCCCAGUGAACCCGGCAUUGAUCAUGUAUCUCCUCCGACAUCUGACCAUGCCCUUGGGUUUACCGAUAUCUAUGGGUCAUUAACACCCCGCCAGAUUAGCAUGAUCAGUAUGCCUCGCACGCCGGCCGCUAUCAUCAUCUCAUAUACUAUCGUUGGGCUUGCAGUUUACCUCGUCCUCUCGGCCUUAGGUGAGGUGGGUUCUUGGUUACCGAAGCCAUACACCGUUGCAGACCAGGCUGUGCGAUUCUGUGACCCUGCGCUCGGGUUCGCGCUCGGAUGGAUCUUUUGGCUCAAGUAUGCCAUCGUCACCCCCAAUCAGCUUACUGCCGCGGCUCUCGUGGUCUCUUACUGGGUCGAUGCUGAGCAAGUCAACCCCGGUAUUUGGAUCACCAUCUUUUUGUCCAUUAUAGUGAGUCUCAACUGCAUCAAUCACCGUCUGCCUAGUCGCAUCGAGUUCUACAUGGCUUCAUGCAAGCUUGUUGUCAUGCUUGGCCUCAUGAUCCUCUCGAUUAUCAUUGCGCUAGGGGGAGCACCGGACCAUGACCGGAAAGGCUUUCGUUACUGGCUAUACCCAGGUGCCUUUGGUUCUCACCGACGCGACGGAUUCAUCGACAAGUUUUCUAUCACCUGUUCAACGAUGUCGUCUGCGACGUUCGCAUAUAUUGGAAGUGAACGAUCCGGCAUGUGUCACUUCCCGAAUGUUCGGAAAGCAACUUCUCGAGCUAUCAGGAAUACCUUCUAUCGGAUUCUCGUCUUCCAUCUUCUGGCGAUCACGCUAUUGGGAAUGAUCAUUCCCCAGAACUCUAUAUCUGUGGCCUUCUACAGCCGAGCGUCCCACGGUGCUGCCGCAUCUGCAUUUGUGGCGGCGCUUUAUCUCGCCGGCAUUUCCGUUCUCCCAGACCUAUUGAAUGCAUUUAUUCUGGCGUUUGUGCUGUCCAUCGCCAACUACGACCUGUAUCUUGCAACCAAAGCAAUGUGUGAUCUCUCCCUGAAGCACCGUGCCCCAGCCUUCUUGUCUCGAACCACGCACAGAGGUGUCCCCAUAUACGCCUUGGGGAUAUGCUCGCUGCUUGCGACUCUAGCAUAUCUCAACGUGAAUCAAGAUUCGACGGUUAUUUUCGGCUAUUUCGUGGAUAUGGUCACAAUGCUCGGCCUGCUGACAUGGUUUUCAAUUCUUGUCACCCACAUUUCGUUUGUGCGCGCGAGAAAAGCUCAAGGGGUCCCGGAUAAGUCUCUGGCCUUCCGAGCUCGUUUUGGUCUGCCUGGCACCUGUGUGGCCUUGGUUCUUUGCUUGUUUAUCUCGGUGACUAUUGUGUUUGACUCUUUCAGUUUCGAAUCUGGUGAGCGGAGGUUCAAUGUCAGUUCGUUUGUGGCUUCCUAUAUUAGCAUCCCUUUGUAUAUAUUGCUCAUGGUUGGAUACAAGGUUGCUGUCCACAGCAAGCAUGUUCAACCAAAAGACGUGGAUUUAUGGACGGACAAAACCGGGCAUGAUCACCCAAGUGAGGCUCCUUCGACUGCAGCCCCGUGCUCAUGA
Molecule: messenger RNA, 1560 nt
Organism: Penicillium olsonii
Lineage: Eukaryota; Fungi; Ascomycota; Eurotiomycetes; Eurotiales; Aspergillaceae
Source: the annotation of a GenBank genome assembly